GGUAUAAAAAAAAGCGCGUCAUACCGGUAAUACGUACUGCUCGGAAGUCUGUAGAGUUACAGAGCAACUGAAGAGAUAAAAUACACAAUAUCUGUACCCUAUUGGAUGUUUCAUUGAAUACACCAAGCAUUGCAUUUCCGCGUCAAUCACGGCACAGAGAUCGUACAAAACCACAAGCCAUCUGUUUUGGAAAUGGACUUUAUUAAUAAUAAAUACGCUUAAGUUGAUUUGACUCAGCUUGUCCAUAGCAUACGUAACGUAGCUAUUACUUAAGCCAGUUUACUUUGUCAAGUCAUUAGUUAAUAUUGAGACUCUUACUUACUGUCCACAAAAGUUGUCAUACUGAACUUUACAUGUUUUUUAUUAUUCCGUGAAUGCCUCAAAGCUCUACUCUUCCGCACCGUAAUAUCAGACUGUUCCACACAUGAGGCUAUUCUGAAACGGAAGAAAGAUGUAGUUCCACUUUGAAAUGUAGCUUUUCCCUCAGUUUGCUGACCGUCACGAGUAGAUAUGGGAGGGUCCAUAUUUCCGACAGCAAGCAAAAGCCCCGAACGUCCUCCCCUUGCUAUCAUCGCGCUCUGCUCUGUGUCACCUGUGCACUCACAGAGAGACGUAAGCUACGUGGGUAUUUUUCGGACUUUCCAUAGCUCUCCCAAACAAGAGUGACAUAUUCGCGGGCUACAGCCUACUUGUACAGCUCAGACCGACUUAAACUCCUCAUUUCUUGAAGCUCACCAGAGAUAUCCACAACCACUGAAAGCUACUUUAUAAGGAUGGCUUCUACUUCUUUCCAGCUGCUGGCUUUCGUGAUAGCCGGGACGCUUUCCCAAGUGUGGGGCACAGAAAGUGUGACUGCUAUGUAUGGAGAGACCAUUGUCAUACCAUGCAGUGAUGGAGGUAUGGCAGCAAAAGAUCUGAUGUUCAUCAAGUGGAAAUAUGAGAAAGAUGAUGGCACUCCUGGUGAUCUAUUGAUCAAACAGGCCCACAGUGACCAAGCCACUGUUCAGGCCACGGACAAUUAUGCCCAGCGGGUCAGCAUCGAUGACAAGUUCAGCCUGCUAAUCACCCAGGCCUCACUUAAAGACCAGAAGACCUUCACCUGCAUGGUGGUGUCAGUCAGCAACCUCAUGGAGUACCCUGUCUCUGUUGUUGUCCACAAGAAACCGUCGUCAGUUCAGAUUAUGGACAAGUCAGAAGUACUGCAGAGGGACAAACUAACAACGGUGGGAACAUGUGUUGCAACAGAUGCAAAUCCUGCAGCCACAAUUACAUGGAAAAAAAAUGGGAAGCCUUUGCUAUCUGAUGGGAAAGCUGUUGCGAUCAACCCCAGCUUGAAGCUGGAUCCAGCCACAGGCCUGUCCACCACUUCCUCCACCCUCCAGUAUGCAGCCACCAAGGAUGAUGUUAAUGCAGUCUUUGCUUGCAUUGCCACUCAUGAGUCGACAAAUCAGGAGACAGACCUGGAACCCUUUCCUAUUCACUACCCAUCAGAGACAGUUAACCUUGAAAUUAAGACGCCCGUUGCAGAAGGAGACAACGUGACGCUGAAGUGUCAGGGUGAUGGCAACCCUCCACCCAGCUCCUUCUUCUUCCACAUCAAGGGCCGGAAAGUGCUGGUGGAAAAUUCAGACACCUACACUUUGACUACCAUCAACAGAGAGGAUACAGGUGAAUAUAAAUGCUCCCUGUCUGACAACGAGAAACUGGAGGCCUCCCAAAGCAUCCUUGUUAACUAUCUGGACCUGAGUCUGAGUCCCACUGGGAAGAUUGUUAAGACAGUAGGGGACCCCUUGCCUGUGAAGAUGGAGAAGAAUACCUCGGGUGAUGCUAAAGUGUCAUGGACAAAGAAUGGAGUGGCUGUGAAGGAGCCAGAGUUUAGCAAGUUGACCUAUGCUGAUGCGGGAAUCUACCUAUGUGAGGUCUCCACGACCAGCUUCACACGACAUCAGAGCUUUGAACUGGUGGUAGAAGGGAAGCCUGUGAUCACCAGCCUAACCAAACACCGUGUCGAUGAUGCCAAACACAAAGUUCUGACUUGCGAGGCUGAGGGAGUGCCAGAACCCAGCUUCCAAUGGAGCAUCAAUAGCACAAACGAGGAGAGCUCUUACAUCAACGGCAAGGCCAUCCAUAAAAUCACUGUGAUCCCAAAAGUGAACUUAACUGUCAGCUGCAGCGUCACCAACAGGCUGGGAGAAGAUGUCAUGACCAUCAAUAUUUCCUCUAUUUUUGAAGAGGGAGAGGGAAAUAAAGACUCUUCGGAGGAUUUGGAGGACCAGUCAAAGCUCAUAGUGGGUGUCGUGGCAGGGCUCCUCAUAGCUGCUGCAGCACUAGGACUCAUCUACUGGCUCUACAUGAAGAAUUCAAGACAAGGAAGCUGGAAAACUGGUGAGAAGGAGGUGGGAACAUCUGAGGAGAACAAGAAACUAGAAGACAACAAUCACACUGUUUAAUAGGUGCUCAGGCUGUACUAUGUGCGAGGAAAGAGGGAAGGAAGCAGUUGAAAGCAGUCUCAAAAUACAGACUCCCAGUUGGCUGCUGACAUGCUUCAUCAGACUCCACAUCGGCAACAUCACCAAGUCCUGCCUACAGCCUGCUGUCCCACCUCACUGAAGUCUGCAUGGAGGCCGCCUUGUGUUACGGUAUCAUUUUGCUUUCUGUUUUCCUGGUGAAUGCUGUUUGAGCAAUUCCAUGAGGCUGUGUGGUGGGUUUUUUUCUUUGUUUGUUUGUUUUUUUGCUGCUUGGUGUUUUGUUUUGUUUGAAUGUAAAUUCCUUGUAAACUUUUUAAGGUCUAUAUAACGAAUCGUAAAUGUCCUGGCUCAACAUGCCAAUGUUUUUUAUUUUUUAUUUUUUAUUUUUAUAUGCUGUGUGUGGAAAAGUCUUUGUUUGACUAUGCUGAGAGAAAAAGACUUCACUGCUGUAUAACCCUACUGAAACUGUCCUCAGACUUUUCAGAAAAUAACCUCAGUAUCUCUUCAUCCUGAUUUAUGUUGCAAAUAAUUUAAUCUGAAAAAACGAAAAGAAUUUGUUAUUUAGUUGAAUACACUACAAUGUUCUUGCGUGUCUUCACCUGUCUGCUAGACCAUGGAAUAGAUUUUAUAUUUUCUUUUUCAUGUUUUAAUUUUAGAAGAUCUUAACUGAUGCCUGAUCUGAAUGUUCUGUCUUUUGUGUUUUUGCUGUAUUCUCUGUGCAAUCUCCCGGGAUGGCUGUGCCGUAGCAUGCUUUUUUUAAAGCCUGUGUGAAGGCCAUCAUGUGUUGAGUAGAGAGUGACAUGAGUGUGAAUAAUAAUAGCACAUACUGCACUCAUUCUCAGCUGUAAUGUUAUCAUUAUUAUAAUGUUAUUUUAGCUAAGUGGUGUGAAGGAUAACUACACUGUCAGUUAGUGUCAAGACAGUGGUUGUGACUGGCAGACUAGAUGAGGCGCAUAAAGGUUCUCUGGGUUUACAUCAUUCUGCUCCGCUUCAUCCCACAAUGCAACACCCCAGUCACCCACCAAAGACAAACUGUUGGCAAGAUUGUUUGAGAGGAAUCCUAAAUCUUGUUAACAUUUAUAGUUCAGUUAAUGAAGUUAAGUUUAUUUAGUACACAACUGUUCAGUUCACAAAUUUUAAGCUUGCUUAAUACAUGUGCAUAUUUAUUCAUAUACCGGGAAAUUACUUGACAACAGAAGCAUCGACCUAAAAUUUAAUAUUUCUGAAAAAAAAAAAAACCGUAGAUAAUGACCAAAUUUCUAAUGAACCUGACUAAUCAUGUGGCAAAAACCCUCUUGUGAUAUUGAAAGGUAUGACACAUGGAACAGAUCGAUGUUCAUCACCUGGCAUUGUGAAUUCCAGGGGUAUGUCAACACAGGGAUUUUAUGUCUCUUGAUCUUUUCCAUGCAAGUUUUCCAAACUGUAGCAGAGAGAUGACAUUCUACUCUCUUACACUUUUGAAAUAAAGAAGGUACUAAUUGUGCACACUUCCCCAUCUAGCCUCUUCAAAAUUACAAUGAUGUAUAUCAUGGGAUGAUUGUAAAACUACAUGCCAUGAAAGCAGUAGGUCAAUAUUUUUAAGCACCUAUUCAAUUGUUUUUUCUCAUGCCUUUUUGUUCCUUUUCAAAGAAUCAGGUCAGCAGUGAAACCAAAGAGGGUAGAUUAAAAGGCCAUAGCAGUGUUGUAAAAUACAGACUUUUGUUUUUUGUACUGUUAUUGACAAUAAACUGUACAUUUUGAGAAAGCAAA
Molecule: messenger RNA, 4217 nt
Organism: Lates calcarifer (barramundi perch)
Lineage: Eukaryota; Metazoa; Chordata; Actinopteri; Centropomidae
Product: CD166 antigen homolog
Exons: 16
Coding region: 774-2450 (558 amino acids)
Biological process (GO): cell adhesion
Cellular component (GO): plasma membrane
Source: RefSeq, a predicted model, not a curated record